Molecule: messenger RNA, 4744 nt
Organism: Zonotrichia leucophrys gambelii
Lineage: Eukaryota; Metazoa; Chordata; Aves; Passeriformes; Passerellidae
Gene: FGFR1
Product: fibroblast growth factor receptor 1
Exons: 18
Coding region: 316-2778 (820 amino acids)
Biological process (GO): positive regulation of kinase activity; fibroblast growth factor receptor signaling pathway; multicellular organism development
Cellular component (GO): plasma membrane; signaling receptor complex
Molecular function (GO): fibroblast growth factor receptor activity; fibroblast growth factor binding; ATP binding
Source: RefSeq, a predicted model, not a curated record
GCGGCGGCGUCGGGGCGGCCGCGCCUUCGGGAGCGCGUCCGGCAGCGGCUCCGGGAGCGCCUCCCGCCGCCUCCGCCGGCCCGGCCGCACCGGGGCUGCCAUGGGGCGGCCGCUGUGAGCGCGGCGGCGGCGGGGCUGCGCCUCUCGCCCCGGCCGGGGCUCCCUCCCCUCCAUUGUUCCCGGGAGCGGCGGCUCCGCGCCGGGGCUCCGCUUGUAGGGGCUGCCAGCCCUGCGGAGACCCCCCUGCUCCCCGCAGGGCCCCCAUGGAGGGGCAGUUGCAGAGCCCAGUCGCCGAGCAGUAGCUGCAGCAGUGGGAUGUGGACCUGGCGGUGCCUGAUCCUUUGGGCUGUGCUGGUCGCAGCCGCGCUCUCCGCUGCCCGGCCGGCCCCCACCCUGCCCGAGCAAGCUGUGCCCAAAGCCAAAAUGGAGGUGGAGUCGUACUCAGCCCACCCCGGCGAGCUGCUCCAGCUGCGCUGCCGGCUGCGGGACGACGUGCAGAGCAUCAACUGGGUGAGGGACGGCGUGCAGCUGGCCGAGAACAACCGCACGCGCAUCACCGGCGACGAGGUAGAGGUCAGGGACGUGGUGCCCGAGGACUCGGGGCUCUAUGCCUGCAUGACCAACAGCCCCUCGGGGAGCGACACCACCUUCUUCUCCGUCAACGUCUCAGACGCUCUCCCCUCUGCAGAGGAUGAUGAUGAUGAAGAUGAUUCCUCGUCGGAGGAGAAGGAGGCUGAUAACACCAAACCCAACCAGGCCAUUGCUCCCUACUGGACCUAUCCUGAGAAGAUGGAGAAGAAGCUCCACGCUGUCCCUGCUGCCAAAACAGUGAAAUUCAAAUGUCCCUCCAGCGGGACCCCCAACCCCACCCUGCGCUGGCUGAAGAACGGCAAAGAGUUCAAACCUGACCAUCGCAUUGGGGGGUACAAGGUCCGCCAGGCCACCUGGAGCAUCAUCAUGGACUCGGUGGUGCCAUCUGAUAAGGGCAACUACACGUGCAUCGUGGAGAACAAGUAUGGCAGCAUCAACCACACGUACCAGCUGGAUGUUGUGGAGCGCUCCCCACACCGGCCCAUCCUGCAGGCAGGGCUGCCUGCCAACAAGACAGUGGCCCUGGGCAGCAACGUGGAGUUUGUGUGCAAGGUGUACAGCGACCCCCAGCCCCACAUCCAGUGGCUGAAGCACAUCGAGGUGAACGGCAGCAAGAUCGGGCCUGACAACCUGCCCUACGUGCAGAUCCUGAAGACGGCUGGCGUUAACACGACAGACAAAGAAAUGGAAGUGCUUCACUUAAGGAAUGUCUCAUUUGAGGAUGCUGGGGAGUAUACAUGUUUGGCGGGUAAUUCUAUUGGGAUCUCCCAUCACUCUGCAUGGUUGACAGUUCUCGAAGCCAUUGAAGACACCCCAGCCAUGAUGACGUCCCCCUUCUACCUGGAGAUCAUCAUCUACUGCAUCGGAGCCUUCCUCAUCUCCUGCAUGGUGGUGACCAUCAUCAUCUACAAGCUGAAGAGCACCACCAAGAAGACAGAUUUCAACAGCCAGCUGGCCGUGCACAAGCUGGCCAAGAGCAUCCCCCUGCGCAGACAGGUAACAGUGUCAGCCGACUCCAGCUCGUCCAUGAACUCGGGGGUGAUGCUGGUGAGGCCCUCCCGCCUCUCCUCCAGCGGCACCCCCAUGCUGGCCGGGGUCUCCGAGUACGAGCUGCCCGAGGAUCCGCGCUGGGAGCUGCCCCGGGACAGGCUGAUCCUGGGCAAGCCCCUGGGAGAAGGCUGCUUCGGGCAGGUGGUGCUGGCAGAAGCCAUCGGCCUGGACAAGGACAAGCCCAACCGAGUGACCAAGGUGGCGGUGAAGAUGCUCAAGUCUGACGCCACAGAGAAGGACUUGUCUGACCUCAUCUCCGAGAUGGAGAUGAUGAAGAUGAUUGGCAAGCACAAGAACAUCAUCAACCUGCUGGGAGCCUGCACGCAGGACGGACCGCUGUAUGUGAUUGUGGAAUACGCCAGCAAGGGCAACCUGCGGGAGUACCUGCAGGCACGGCGGCCCCCGGGCAUGGAGUACUGCUACAACCCCGCCCGCGUGCCCGAGGAGCAGCUCUCCUUCAAGGACCUGGUCUCCUGUGCCUACCAGGUGGCACGGGGCAUGGAGUACCUGGCCUCCAAGAAGUGCAUCCACAGGGACCUGGCAGCCAGGAACGUGCUGGUCACAGAGGACAACGUGAUGAAGAUCGCCGACUUCGGGCUGGCCCGUGACAUCCACCACAUCGAUUAUUACAAGAAGACCACAAAUGGUCGCCUGCCAGUGAAGUGGAUGGCUCCCGAGGCUCUCUUUGACAGAAUCUACACCCACCAGAGUGAUGUGUGGUCCUUUGGGGUGCUGCUGUGGGAGAUUUUCACCCUGGGUGGGUCCCCCUACCCCGGUGUGCCCGUUGAGGAGCUCUUCAAGCUGCUGAAGGAAGGUCACAGGAUGGACAAGCCCAGCAACUGCACCAACGAGCUGUACAUGAUGAUGAGGGAUUGCUGGCACGCCGUCCCCUCCCAGAGACCCACCUUCAAGCAGCUGGUGGAGGACCUGGACAGGAUCGUGGCCAUGACCUCCAACCAGGAGUACCUGGACCUGUCCCUGCCCCUGGACCAGUACUCCCCCGGCUUCCCGGACACGCGCAGCUCCACGUGCUCCUCAGGAGAGGACUCAGUGUUCUCCCAUGACCCGCUGCCCGACGAGCCCUGCCUGCCCAAGCUGCCCCCUCAGCACAGCAAUGGUGGACUGAAGCGACACUGAGGCUGGCACUGCCAUGCCAUGCCAUGCCCAUGGACGCUGCCUGCACAGCCCGGCUGUGCUCAGCUGGUGCAGAAAGGGUUCAGAGACAUCUGUAGCAUCUCACAUAACCAAAACCACCACCCAGCUCCUCCUGCCAGCUCCUCCUGCCAGCUCUGCACAGCCCAAAGGCACCAAGGUUUCCGUGGCCUUUCCUCCUUUUGUUUUUAAACCUCUUUUCUGUCAUUCUGUGCUGGAGAGUUCCCACCUGGCUGAGCUGAAAUCCUCUCCCGUGGGCAAUGCGUGGCCAAAGAGCCCAGCCAGGCAUCCUGGGGUGGCACAGCCUGCUGGGGCACAGGCUGGUGUGCCAGGAGAACCUGGGGAGCUGCGAGCAGCACCUGCCUCCUGCAGCUGCACAGGGGGGGAGCCUUGGCAUGCCAGGAGCCUCACUGGUGUGCCAGGACCAUCAUUGGCGUGCUGAGAGCCUCACUGGUGUGCCAUGAGCUUCACUGGUGUUCUGUAACCAUCACUGGUGUGCCAGGAGCCUCACUGGUGUGCCAGGACCAUCACUGGUGUGCCAGGACCAUCAUUGGCGUGCUGAGAGCCUCACUGGUGUGCCAGGAGCCUCACUGGUGUGCCAGGACCAUCACUGGUGCGCUGAGAGCAUCACUGGUGUGCCAGGAGCUUCACUGGUGUGCCAGGGGUUUCACUGGUGUGCCAUGAGCCCCACUGGUGUUCUGUGACCCUCACUGGUGUGCCAGGAGUCUCACUGGUGUUCUGUGACCCUGACUGGUGUGCCAGGACCAUCACUGUUGUGCCAGGAGCCUCACUGGUGUGCCAUGAGCUUCAUUGGUGUUCUGUAACCAUCACUGGUGUGCCAGGAGUGUCACUGGUGUGCCAGGGGCCUCACUGGGGUUCUGUAAGCAUCACUGGUGUGCCAGGAGUGUCACUGGUGUGCCAGGGGCCUCGCUGGUGUGCCAGGACCAUCACUAAUGUGCCAUGAGCCUCCCUGGUGUGCCAGGAGUGUCACUGGUGUUCUGAGACCCUCAACAGUGUGCCAAGAGCUUCAUUGGCAUUUUGUGACCCUAACUGGUGUUCUGGGAGCCUCACUGGUGUGCCAGGAGCCCCACUGGUGUUCUGUAACCAUCACUGGUGUGCCAGGAGCCUCACUGGCACCCUCAGCAUGCCAGCACCCUCAUGGUGUGGCUCCCUCCGUGCCCAGGGUGCCCCCAGAGCAUCACCCGUGGGCUUUGCUGAGCCAGGCCUGGCACAGCCAGGGCAGGAGCCCUGCACUGCUCAGAGGUGCCUGAACCCACCCGUGCUAAACCCAGAGUCCCGUGUACAUAACGGAAAAAAUAUGUAUAAAUAUGAAUAUAUAUUUACAUGUCUUUUUAAAAAGGGUUGUUACCAGAGAUAUACCAGUUUGGUAGGAAGGUACUAGUGGCUGGUAGAUAUCAGUUGCUAUAUAUAUAUUAAAAAAAACAAAAAAAGUCAUAUAUUUUGCUAUUUUUGCUGGUUUUAUUUUUUUAAAUUAUGUUCUAAACCUAUUUCAGUUUAGGUCCCUCGAUAAGAAUUUGCUGCUGCUGCUUCAGUUUUAUAUGGGGUUGUAUUAAACAAUAAUAAUAAUAAUAAUAAUAAUAACGUGUCGAUGAUGCCUUUUGGGAAUCUGUUGUCAUUACGUGCCCUGGGGGGAGCUCUGGGCAGUGCCCAGCUCGGUGCCAACCCCACCAUGCCCGGGCAUCCCCUGCCAGUGCCUUACCUGGGAGCAUCCCCACACCCUCAGCCCAGCUCUGUGCUCCCCCUGCAGUCCCACGGACGGACAGACAGACAGACAGACAGACAGGGCACCCUCCCUGAAAUCCCUCCCUGCCGGGCCGCUGUUACUUGAAAAGUUUAUUUUGCCUUUGUACGGAGAAAUAUUAUUUGUUGUAAACUCUUUUCUGUAAUGAAAUCCUGGAAUUCUUGUAAUUAUUAAAAGACUUUAACCACC